GUAACUGGAGAAACCCCCUUUUCUCGCCAUUACACUGCUUGAAUUCUUCAAUUCGCAUCGGCUCUUACCCCUUUGAUACCUUCCAAUUGAGCUCGUACACCAUACAAUGACUGAGAGAGACGUCUUGCCAUCCACUUUCAAGCCAAUCCGUUACGACCUGGAAGUGUCGCAGAUCGAUGUUAAGGCAAACACCUUCCACGGUGAUGUCAAGGUUCAAUUGGACGUUAAGGAAACCACAGAUCAGCUCGUUCUGCAUGCCUCCAAGCUGACUUUCAACACCUACAAGCUGACGUACACGUUGAACAAGACUGAAGCCGAGGUCAGCAUCAAUGGUGUCACGGUGGAUGAAAAGCACGAGACAGCUACGUUCUCGCUUGGUGAGAAGGUCCCAGCAGGUGCAAAGGCGUUGUUGGAAAUUGAGUACACUGCUGAGAUCAAGACAAAUAUGAAUGGAUUUUACCGUUCUGACUAUUUGGAUAAGGACGGUAAGGAGCAGGUGAUGUUGUCCACGCAGUUCGAGGCGACAGAAGCCCGUGGUGCGCUCCCAUGUUGGGAUGAGCCAAACCUCAAGGCUACAUUUCAGCUCUCAAUUUCCGUUGCUGAGGACUUCACUGCUCUGAGUAACACCCCGGUGAUCUCUUCGAAAGUGCUUGGUGAUGGUAAGAAGAAAGGUGCCGUUGAGGCUUCUGGCUUGAAGGUUGUCAAGUUCCAAGAGACCCCGAUUAUGAGCACUUAUCUCUUUGCCUGGGCUGUGGGUAAGAUGGACUACAUUGAAACCCUUACUGAAAAGUCCUACAACGGUAAGAAGCUACCAGUGCGUAUCUACACCCAGCAGGGAAUCUCAUCUCAAGGUGAAUUUGCGCUCUCCGUGGCUGCAAAAGUGGUUGAUCUGUUCUCAGAUGUAUUCAAGAUUGACUAUGUCUUGCCAAAGUUGGACCUCAUCUCAGUGCCAUCGUACUCGCACAAUGCCAUGGAGAAUUGGGGAUUGGUUACCUUUAGACCAACAGCGUUGUUGUUUGAUGAGAAGACAAGUGCAAAGAAGUACCAGAAAAAGGUUGCCUAUGUCGUUGCUCAUGAAUUGGCACAUCAAUGGUUUGGCAAUUUGGUCACCAUGGACUGGUGGGAUGAGCUAUGGCUCAACGAGGGUUUCGCCACUUGGGUUGGCUCAUAUGCUUUGGAUAAGCUCUUCCCACAGUGGAAGGUGUUUGACGUUUGUAUAACUGAAGACUUGCAAACUGCCUUGACUGCCGAUGCUUCCAGAGGAUCUCACCCAGUUGAGGUUCCGAUUCAAAGUUCUGCAGACAUUGACCAAGUCUUUGACCACAUUUCUUACUUGAAAGGUGGUAGUGUCAUCAACCAGCUCGCCAAUACCAUUGGUGUGGAAGACUUUCUCUCUGGUGUGGCACAUUACUUGAGCGAACACAAGUUUGGUAAUGCUAAAACUAAAGACUUGUGGGCCUCCAUCUCUGAGGUUAGUGGUGUUGAUGUUGUCACUAUGGCCAAUAAUUGGAUCUCAAAGAUCGGGUUCCCAUAUGUCUCUGUGGAGACCAUUGGUGAUGAGGUCAAAUUCACUCAACACAGAUUCUUAGCUUCCGGUGAUGUCAAGGACUCUGAAGAUGAAACCAUUUGGUGGAUUCCUUUGAACCUAUCCACGGGGCUUGGUGAUGAUGAUGUGGUUCGCCAGACUUUGACUGAACGUUCUAUCUCAAUUCCAAAGAUUGAUGGAUUCUUUAAAGUCAAUAAGAACUCCACUGGAUUUUACCGUGUUGUCUAUGACAAGACGACUUUGGACGCCAUUAAGAACAACCUGGAUAAGCUAUCACCAACUGAUAAGGUUGGACUGGUUAGUGAUUUGACCUUCACCGCAGCUGCUGGGUUGACAAAGACAUCAGAUGCUCUUGAAUUUAUAAAACUGUUGAAAGGAGAAUCUGAAGCCGUUGUUUGGGAUGCGAUUUUAAAAUCACUUGGCUCAAUAUCCCAAGUCUGGUAUGAACAACCAAAAGAUAUUCAAGAUGCCCUAAACAAGUUUAUUCAGAGUAUCAUUUCACCAAGUGCACUGAGUUUGGACUUUGACACCACUCCUGAGGAUUUCCUAGUUGCGGAUUUGAAAGUGAAGCUGCUGGCGAGUGCUGUCGGUGCUGGGAUAACAGAGAUCAUUUCGCCUGCACAGUCUGUCUUUGCCAAGUAUCAACAAGGUGAGCCCGUCGACCCUUCAUUGAGAGGUGUGAUUUUCCAAUCCAUUGUCUCUCCAAAGGACGCCACUGAGGAGGAUUGGGACUCCGUAUACAAUAUCAUCAGAUCCAGCGAUGCCCUCGAUACUCGUGAGAUCGUGCUAGCUUCUCUGGGCACUGCAACAAACGAUGCGUUGAUCGACAAGUCGCUUGACCUUAUCCUAUCUCCCGAAGUUCCAAUCAUGGAUGUCCAGUUCGUUGCUGUUGCCUUGUCCAAGAACAACGCUGCGCGUGACAAACUCUGGGCCUACUUGAAGGAUAACUAUGAUGCCAUCUAUGAAAGACUGAACGCAAACAGGGUCGUUUUCGACAGAUUCGUCAAGUUUACACUGGGCUCAUUUGCCAGUUUGGAGAAGAGCGAUGAGAUCAAGAAGUUCUUUGAAGGAAAGGACAUCUACGGCUUCGAAAGAUCGCUCGACCAGGUCACCGACAGUAUCAAGACCAACGCGAAUUGGGUCGCCAGGGACAGCGAGGAUAUCGCCAAAUGGCUGCAAUAGGCCUAUGACGCUAGUAUUUCUACUCUAAACGUAUAUUUAAGAGAGUG
Messenger RNA from Williopsis jadinii, 2775 nucleotides. RefSeq names its product M1 family metallopeptidase. The record is from RefSeq and is a predicted model, not a curated record. Gene Ontology annotation, molecular function: peptide binding; zinc ion binding; metalloaminopeptidase activity. The transcript has a single exon. Gene Ontology annotation, cellular component: cytoplasm. Lineage: Eukaryota; Fungi; Ascomycota; Saccharomycetes; Phaffomycetales; Wickerhamomycetaceae. Bases 107 to 2728 code for a protein of 873 amino acids. Gene Ontology annotation, biological process: proteolysis; peptide catabolic process.